Hevea brasiliensis (rubber tree) is the source of this 2166-nucleotide messenger RNA. Its product is annotated as probable WRKY transcription factor 72. The coding region runs from base 276 to 1748 and encodes 490 amino acids. Gene Ontology annotation, biological process: regulation of DNA-templated transcription. Gene Ontology annotation, molecular function: sequence-specific DNA binding; DNA-binding transcription factor activity. The record is from RefSeq and is a predicted model, not a curated record. NCBI's taxonomy places the organism in Eukaryota, Viridiplantae, Streptophyta, Magnoliopsida, Malpighiales, Euphorbiaceae. The transcript has 5 exons.
CAUCUAAGCUCACCUGUGUCCUAACUAUGAAACUUUUGAAGAUGAAUUUGUUUACUUCUUCGUUUGAAUAAAAUAUUUGCAGAAAUUAAUUUGACGUGUUGACAUUUUUGUAUGUCUGCGUAAUAGCCAGAUAAUUAAGGUGGUGAGCACUCAGAUUUUAAUAUGUUAAUAUAUAGUAAAUACCAAAGUCUAGGAGACUUCAGCUUCGAUUUUAAGAAGCGGCAUUGGCCAUUGCAGACGCAACAGAUCUCUAGGAAUUUAAGGGUGUCCCAGAAAUGGAUACUAUUGGUGGUGCAGCUACUGUUCCGCGAUCCAUUAGACACGAAGAUUGUUUCAGUGAUCAAAAGACCACCAUGAAGGUAGGAAUUAGAGGAGAAUUAUUGCAAGAUCAUGGUGUGAAGCCAUCUUCAUCCAACAAUGAAGAUUCAAGCAACAACAAAGAGAUGUUUCAGGAGAAUGUACAUAAGUCUGCCAAAGCCGAAAUGGGUGAACUAAGGGAAGAAAAUGAAAGACUAAAGAAGAUGCUGCAGCAAGUGGAGAAAGAUUACCAGUCUCUCAAAUUGCGCUUCUUCGACAUUGUACGCCGAGAAACAAGCAAGAAAUAUGAAUAUUCAUUUCCAUCCAGUGAUGAAACUGAAGAACCUGAGCUUGUGUCACUUUGCCUUGGAAGAAUUCCAAGCAAGCCUAAAAAAGAUGAUAAGGCUAGCAAUUCUAGCAAAAGUAGUAGAGACAAUGAAGACUUGAAGGCUGGCCUGACUCUUGGUUUAGACUCCAAAUUUCAGAUGUCUACCGAACUUGUGUCGAAUCCAAGCCGUGAGAAUGGUUUGGAGGAUGUAGCCGAGGAAGAUGAAGCAGGAGAGACAAGGCUGCCGCUUAAGAUCCUAAAGAGAAAUAUUGAUGAUGAGGUUGCACAACAAACCAAUGUGAAAACAGCUCGCAUUUGUGUCAGAGCUAGAUGUGACACCCCAACGAUGAAUGAUGGAUGCCAAUGGAGGAAAUAUGGCCAAAAGAUUGCAAAAGGAAAUCCAUGCCCUCGAGCAUACUAUCGUUGCACAGUUGCACCAGCAUGCCCAGUAAGGAAACAGGUGCAAAGAAGUGCUGAGGACAUGUCCAUCUUGAUUACUACCUAUGAAGGAACUCACAACCACCCACUUCCUGUUUCAGCCACAUCCAUGGCUUCAACAACCUCAGCAGCAGCUUCCAUGUUAUUAUCAGGAUCUUCAGCCUCACAACCUGGCGUUGGCUUCCAUGUUUCUGCAACACAACUCAAUGGAUUAAGCUUCAGUCUCUAUGACAGUUCCAGAACAAAACAAUUUUACUUAGCAAAUAGCCCUUCAUCUCCUUUGUUGCCAACAAUUACUUUAGACCUUACAACCCCACCAUCCACUUCAUCUGCUACUACUCCUUUCAAUAGGUUCUCUUCAAGCUUCACUUCAACCUCAACAUUUCCUUCAACAAGUCUUAACUUUUCUUCGACAGCAGUUUCAAGUAAUGGAUACCAAAAUAGUUAUGGUACUACACUGAGCAAUCUUGGGUCAGCCUUGGGUCUAGGAAAACAACAUCAAGAACAAGUAAUGUAUCAGCCUUACAUGGAAAAUAACCACCACCAGCAGGCUGCUUCUCAGCAAGCAUUGACAGAAUCAUUAACCAAGGUAAUAACAUCAGAUCCAAGUUUCAAAACUGUAAUAGCUGCAGCUAUUUCAUCGAUGAUGGCAGGCAAUGGUAGUGCAAGUGCAAGUUCAAGCUAAGGAAACCAAAGGGCUGCAGAGAAUUUUGGCUAGAAUUUGAACUUAGGAGAGGCUAAUAACGAGGCUAUUUCUACUAACUCAUUAAACCUGCAGAAUGGAAAAGGAUGUGCACCAAGCUACUUCAAUUGUUUAUCUUCAACUUCCCAGAUAGGAGGUCUGCUUGAACCUCAUGUAUUGCCAUUUUGUGUAUUUAAUAGUGCCUCUUUGCCUACUACUAAUAAUAAUGGUAACAAGGAUCAUAGGAGUUGAUAGGAAGUGCUAAAUAUAAGAAAAUGACAAAAAAAAAAGAGAGAGAUUGAUGGUGCCAUUUUCUUAUCUUCAACAUUGCUUCUUUACCAUUAUGUAUCCUUUUAACAAAGACUUUCAUUAUGUAUACUAACCAGAAUCAACAAAUAAAAGGUCAAACGUGUAUCAGUAA